AUGUACCUCCGUUUGGCAGCUGGUGCAAAUCCGAAGGUGUUGGUGAAGCUUUUGGAGAGGAUUCGGAACCAGAACACCUCAGUCAAGGCCUACGAGGUAUCAACAGCCCCGAAUCUGCACACGACUAUCUCUGGCUCUCCCAAGACCUCUGGAUGGAAGACGACUUGUGGAGUUUGGAUCAACGAGGACUUCGACGCGAAAAAGAGCGUCAUGAUGGAAUGUGGGAGUGACUUAUGCAACAAGGAAGAAUUUACCCCAGCUCAAUUCAUCGUUGCAGGCAGAUCUCGUACUGUACCCGCGAAUGUCAAAAAUACGAUUGGAGGAGACACGAGUCUGAUUGAACACACACAAGCUAUGAAAACCGUUCAUCGUGCUAUAGCAGCUGGAAAGCCCGCGCCUGCCGAUGUGGAUGUGCCAUUCUUCCUGGACGAUUUCAUCACGGCCGGGGUCUAUACGCAGGAAGUCCCGAAGGCGACCAAGAAGAGAAAGAAGAAGGCUGGAGGUGGUGGGGAUGACGGUACCAUCGGUGGAGCCAGAGAAGAUGAAGUUGGAAAAGGGAGUGGAGACGAAGGAAUGAUAACGUAA
This is a messenger RNA of Marasmius oreades (fairy-ring Marasmius), 585 nucleotides long. RefSeq lists its product as uncharacterized. Bases 1 to 585 code for a protein of 194 amino acids. The record is from RefSeq and is a predicted model, not a curated record. Lineage: Eukaryota; Fungi; Basidiomycota; Agaricomycetes; Agaricales; Marasmiaceae. The transcript is spliced from 4 exons.